AUGGAUCGCUUGAAAGCGAAAAGGACUGUACUGCGAGGGAGGACCACUCGAAUCAUCAACGAAAGCAAAGCUCUUCUUUCAUCUGAGACCGCCAGCGCUGAGGAGCUCACCGUUCUACUAGAUCGCCUCACCAUUUGCAGUACCGACUUGAAAGACGUCGAUACCCAGGAGUAUGACAGCUGCUUUGGAUACCAAGAGGAAGUAAGCACAGUAGUCUCAAAAUUGAACUACAAACUUCGACAAGUUGAAGCUCCGGCUUUGCAGACCAUGACAUCGCAAACUGAGAGGAACGCUCUGUCCUUGAGGGAGUCAACGAGAUCUGGAAUUAAGUUACCAAAGCUCCAGCUACAAAAGUUCAAUGGCGAGCCCACGCUGUGGCCAAGCUUCUGGGAGCAAUACUUAAGCAGCAUACAUGAAAACGCUACCCUUUCCAACAUCGAGAAAUUCCAGUACCUGAGAUCUCUUCUCGUUGGACGGGCGUCUGCUGCGAUUGAGGGACUCCAGGCCACGGAAGCUUGCUAUGAUGAUGCAUUGGAGUUGCUGAAAAAACGUUUUGGUGAUAGACAGAAGAUAGAACACGAGUAUUUCUCCCGUCUGCGUCAACUUUCCCAUAUUCGCUCUUCGCACGAUACUGGUGGACUGAGGAAGAUGUAUGAUCAGGCCCAGUCUAGUAUGCGGGGAUUAAAAUCUCUCGGAAUAACUGCUGGAAGUUACGCAGCGAUGAUGAACGACAUUCUCCUGAACGCGUUGCCACAGGACAUGGUUUUGGACUACCAUCGUAGGAAACAGCAACAAGCAGCACAGCUCGAAAACUCCGAAAAGCAGUUAGAGGAUCUCCUCGAUUUUCUCCAGAACGAUGUUGAAAGCAGAGAAAAGGCGGGAAUAUCUAGCCAGGAUGGAGGAGUUGUGAAACGAAGAGGGAGUCAGAUGAGCCGUCCCAGUGGGCUAGUACUCCAAACGGGUUCUGAGCCGGCCAAGUGCAUCUUUUGCGGCUCUUCGGCGCAUACGACUGAACGAUGCUCCUCUGAUAUGAAUCUGAGUGCCCGAAAAGAGAAGCUCAAAUCUCAGCGAAGAUGUUUCCGAUCCACCUGGGUGGGACAUAUGACGAACCAGUGUGUGAGACGUGUCAAAUGCGAUAAAUGCAAAGGUAGACACGUAACCUCCAUGUGUGACCCGGAGUACAACCCAGCCCAGUCAGCUAGCCCUAAAACGCAAACCCGCAGCGCAGUGAUCGCCACGUCCUCAGCCACUUCACGUUCCACGGUUUUGCUACAGACUUUCCGGGCUUGGGUGGUCGCCGACAAGAAGUGCGCAUACAUUCGAUGA
This is a messenger RNA of Ornithodoros turicata, 1326 nucleotides long. RefSeq lists its product as uncharacterized. The coding region runs from base 1 to 1326 and encodes 441 amino acids. NCBI's taxonomy places the organism in Eukaryota, Metazoa, Arthropoda, Arachnida, Ixodida, Argasidae. The record is from RefSeq and is a predicted model, not a curated record. The transcript has a single exon.